CUAGAUGUUGGAGGGAAUGAGGCUGAAGGGAUGGGCGCUGUCCGYGGAAGCUCUGGCGGGGAGCAGAYUCCUUCGGAGAAGAAGAGCGAGUGACAGAGGAUGGUGCAAGAGGAGGUGGCGGAAGGAACCUUCCGCAUGAAGAGGAUGAGAGGAAAACCGGAGGCGGUGACGGGCGGGGAUGGAGGUGGCGACGGAGAACGUGCCUCGGGAAAGAGGCCGACGAAGGAAGAGGGUGGGACGGCAAGUAAGAAAGCGAGGAGGCCCCAGGCCGGCGGUUUGACCAUCCGCGAAGGACAAGCCGCGGGUGGAGGAGAUUCGGCUGAUCCAGGCGCUGCCGCCGCGAGAGAACCUUCGGGGAAAUCGAAACGGAAAGUGGCAGCUGAAGAAGGCGAUGGCCAGAAGAAACCUCAGAGGCGGAAGACUGCUGGGGCGGCGAUCAGGGGCGAACGGCCUGUCGGGGAGGAGUGGAACGAAGCAGCAGCGUUCAGGCUCGAAUACGAGCGGAACGAUGGCGGUGAGAUCAUGGAGAAGGAGCUCCUCGUCCAACUGCUCAUCGACCCCAGGAAGGUCUCCGACAUCCCGUCUUGGGAAAGAUAUUACAACCACCGCGGUCUAAAUCGCGAAACUGUGGACGACAUCAAGGCUGUGAUGCUGCGUUAAUUCCGCGAGAAAAGGGGCAAGAUCUGGACGAAAAACCCUUUGUUUCUAACACCCAUCUACAAGUC
This is a messenger RNA of Chara braunii, 725 nucleotides long. The record is from the annotation of a GenBank genome assembly. Lineage: Eukaryota; Viridiplantae; Streptophyta; Charophyceae; Charales; Characeae.